Messenger RNA from Onthophagus taurus, 4356 nucleotides. RefSeq names its product calcium-activated chloride channel regulator 4. The record is from RefSeq and is a predicted model, not a curated record. NCBI's taxonomy places the organism in Eukaryota, Metazoa, Arthropoda, Insecta, Coleoptera, Scarabaeidae.
GCUCGUCAGUCGGUCUUCUGCUUAGUUCGGUUGAGGAACGACGUCGACCGUCCUCCAGCAGUCCUCAACAGAGCGUGACUAUAACGUCCGGUAUCGCGGGGUUUUGUAUGGUACAAGUUACCACGACAACAACGAACGUGAUCAAUACAAUAAACUCUAUUUUGUGCGUCUAAAAUAAAACAAUUUUGUGCCCCAAAAAUUGUAAUGUGUAAAAAUCAUUAAUUCAAAAAGAAAAUUGAAUCAAUUUAGAAAAUAAGAAGCAAAAAUAACCAGAGAAAUGGAGGGAUUCAAAUUCUUCCUCCUAAUUUUGAUCACUUCUUCAGUUGGAAUUAAUUCCUUGGAAUUAAAAUCGGGGGCUUACGAAGAUUUAGUCAUCACGAUUUCCGAUGAAGUGCCAGCGAAUAGAUGCAAAGAUAUUCUCUUAAACCUUGAGACGGUCCUUUCAAGCGCAUCAAACUACUUAUUCUCAGCUCUCCAUGGUCGCGCAUUUAUCCGAUCAUCAACGGUGAUUCUUCCCACAUCGUGGCCAAAUUCUUGUUCUCCAAACAAAGUUGUUGCAGCUUCCGGCGAAGAAUCCGACAUAACAAUAUUACCCGGCGACGCAUCAAAAGGAAAAAUGUGGACCCAACAAUCCGGAGGUUGCGGAAAAAGCGGUGAUCAAAUAUAUUUCGGUUAUAAAUCGUUGGAAAAUAAAGAUUCAUCGUUGGGGCAUUUAUUAGUGAAAGAAUUCGCGAUGUAUCGAUACGGCGUUUUUGAAGAGAAAGGUUAUAGAAAUAACCCGAUUCAUCCGCUUUGUUAUUACGAUAAAAAUAGUGAAGUUAAAGUAACAGGGUGUUCGGAUUUCCCGAUUAACGACGACGGGAUUUGCUCUGGAAACGAAAAUUAUAACAUCUCAAAUAUGGUCGAUUCAAAAGCGAGAACUUCGAUUAUGUUCGCGCCAGAAGUUCCUUCGGUUUCUAUGUUUUGCGACGACGGCAACCACGAUUCUUACGCCCCAACGAAACAUAAUUUACUUUGUAAUCGCCGAAACACUUUUGAUGUGAUCCUCCAACACUCCGAUUUUCAUAGUUACUCAGUUGAUAAUUCAAAAACCAUCGCGAACACUUCAUCGAAAAUAACUUACAAAAAGCAUUACUCAACUCGAUACGUUUUUGUGAUUGAAAAUACGAAAAAUAUGGCGGUGAGGGAAUCUUGGAACUUUUUGCGCUCGGCAAUUAGAAAGUGGGUUAAUUUCGAUUUGCCUGAUAACUCCGAAGUUGGGCUUGUUUUAACGAACGAUUCUGAUGCGGUUAUCGCAACGCCGAUUAAACGGUUUAAAAGCGAGGAUAAAUAUAUGAUUGAUUCGGCGCUUCCUUAUUAUACGUCGGAAACGAGUCAAUCUCCGUGUUUGCAUUGCGCUAUAACGAAAGGGUUGGAUAUGUUUAAUGAGAUGCCAUCCCCUGCGACUAAGGUUAUGAUUAUUAUUUCGGCGGGGGUUAAUAAUAACUCGCAAUUAAACGAUGUUGUUAAGAAAGUUAAAGAAAACAAGAUUAAAAUAGCCUCGAUAACUUAUCCGAAUCAAAUUAGACAGAGGAGUUUGGAUUUUUUGGCCGAAUUAACAAACGGGGUUGCUUACACAGUUAACGAGCAAAAACAAAACGUUGUGCAUAGCAUGAUUUCGACGUAUUUCGAGUUAUCCAAUGUCCUUUACAACAUCAUUGAGAGAUAUUACGCAGGGAAUAAAAACGAAAUUGCAUUCGAAAUUCAUCGGAGGGAGAUUAAAAGCGAUCGAUCUUCGAUUACGGGGAGUUUUUACGUCGAUGAGAACGUCUCGGCCCCCAUUAAAUUUAUGUUGUACACUCACAACCCAAGUCCGUUAAUAAGAAGCAUGGAAUUAGUGAGUCCUAGCCAACAAAUUUUCCGGCAACGCGCCGAUUUGCUGGAUGUCAAAAUAAUUUCGAUUCGCCCGAACAUGACCGAAACGGGAACUUGGACUUACAGCAUUGAACCGGUUACGGGAAACCCACAACCUCACUUCUUACAGGUGACAACAACCCCGAGGAAUCGCUCCUCCGAAAUCAUUCGAUCGAAAUUUUGGGUCUCCAAAUCAAAUUUGACCCCCCCCAUUUUAUACGUAGAAGUGAAAAUGGGGAAUAACCCCAUCAUUUCGGCUAAAGUCGAGGUUAAAAUCACUAAAUACGAAGAGAAUGGGUCGAUUUUGCACCAAGAAGUCCUCCAAUUAUUCGACACGGGCUCCGGGGAUCCUGAUAUUAACAAAAAUGAUGGGAUUUAUUCACGGUAUCAUAACCCCUACGUUAGCGGAGCUGGGAAUUAUGAGUACCAAGUCGUCGUUAACGACAACGGAAACACCGCUUAUAUUUAUCAAGCCAUCCCUUACGGAUUUGAAAGCGUCAACCCAAAACGCGCGAUCACCAUGGCUCCUUUCGAGCGAUUCUUAACCCCCAUCACGUUAGAAAUAACCCAAGCCGAAAUCAAUUUCGGAAAUGAAAACCAAUUGGGAAAAAUCCUAGAUUUAAAGGUUGAUGUUAAAGAGGAAAAAGCGAUUUUAUCUUGGACAUCCCCCGAUAUGGGCGGGCAUGAAGUCUCAUUCUACGACAUUAAAUUCGCCGAAAACAUCCAAGAUAUCACCGAUAACUUCGAAAUGAAAACGAGAAAUUGGGAGGGAACCCCACACGCUUUAAGCACAGGUUCCGACACCUCCUUUUCGCUAGAUUUCUCACAACGCAAAGACCUCCUCGAUAAACCCCUAUAUUUUGCGAUCAAAUCAACGUCAAAAGUCUCAUCGAUCACAACGAUUUCAAACUACAUCCGAAUUUACAUCAAAUCUCCACCUCCCCCAUCGACAAUUUCACCGACUUUCCCAACUAACGAUCACUCCUUAACCCCGAUCGAUGAUUACAACAUGAGUGUGCACCCAAAUUUGAUGAAAGAAACCGGGUUUGGCAACGAAAUUAUUUUCGCUGUAAUCGGGGUCGUCAUCUUAUUAAUAAUAAUAUUAACGAUUUAUUAUUGUUUCUGUAUAAAACGAAAGAAUCGAAUCAUUAAAUCUAAAUCGGAUUCGUUAAAAGCCGAUAAAUUAACAACGACAAUUACAAUCGUGCCGAAUACCCCCCAACAAAAUCAAAAUUGUUACUCAAACCACCAAAUUAGCGAUAACGAUCACACAAUUGGAGUGCCGGUUAAUUAUCCGUUUGAAGAUGAACCUAAAAAGCGGUAUUCGUUGGUUCAACAACAAGAACAACAAUUAAUCGAGGAAUUAAAACAACAACAUUUACAAAAUCCGCAAAAUUAUUCCGGGUUAAGUGUUAUUUCAAAUGGAUCGUUACAACGAAAUCAUGAUUCUCAAAAUGUUAAUUCGCAGAAUCAAAAUUAUAUUCAACCGACUUUAUCCCCAUUUAAUUCUUGGAGUGCUUCUCAACUUCUUCACGAACACGAACGCAGACAUAGCCCGGCUGAUGAACAAAUGUUGACUCAACACCAAGAAAUAAUGAAUCAAUUAGAUCAUAUGUCUUUGAACGGGCAAAACGUUGAUCAUGUCAGUUUAAGCAGUCAUCAUCAAAUGGGGAAUUUGGAUCAUUAUAAUAACGGUGUAAGUGGGCAUGUUCCACCUCCGGUUCCACCGCUUCCCGUUUUUAACGGUGGUUAUCCCCCGGUUAAAUACAUUUACGGUGUUCACCCGGCGUCGAAUCAAAUUUACCAAUCAAUGCCGCGAAAUACCGAUAAUUACUCGACCAGUUUGCAAGGAUCAAUGAAUUCGGUGAAUAGUGGUGAGAAGAAACGAAGAAAUGUUACGAUGGUUUAACGGUACGUUAUCGUGGAUACAGUGACCAGUGUUACGCACACAUGCGAGACUAUUACUUAAUAAUAAGGGUGUAUUUAUAAGGAUUAAAAGAAAAAUUUGACUGUAUAUUUUUUGUACAAUAUUUGUAUGUAACUUAAUUUAAGAAAAGAAUGAAUCGUUUUUAAAUAAACCUAGUCAUUAUUAUUAAUGUUUCUAACUUUUUCUUACAAUUAGUAAUUAAUAGAGAGUUUUGAAUUUGUGGUUAUUAAGGUGUGCUUAAUAAAAAUAAUAAAUAAAUGAGCCAGUAUAAAUAGUAUCAAGUAAAGAAGACUGAGUUCUAAAAUUGAUUUGGAAUUAUUCUACUUAGGAUUUAAUUAAUUGCAUAACAACAAAAUUGUGUAAAAAUGAAGAAAUUAUAAUAUAUUAUUAAUUUGCUAUUAAGAAAUUUGUCGUUUUUUGUUGUUGUGUGAGAUGUAAUUAAUUUUCUUUAGGGUAAAGUAGAUUUUGUACUUAUACUCAUUGUAAAUAUAACCAUAUUAAGAUAAUCUUUAAUAAAUUUUCAUGAAAAAGAAAAA